This is a messenger RNA of Labeo rohita (rohu), 3869 nucleotides long. It is a transcript of the gene snta1, whose product is annotated as syntrophin, alpha 1. NCBI's taxonomy places the organism in Eukaryota, Metazoa, Chordata, Actinopteri, Cypriniformes, Cyprinidae. Gene Ontology annotation, cellular component: intracellular anatomical structure; sarcolemma; neuromuscular junction. Bases 81 to 1526 code for a protein of 481 amino acids. Gene Ontology annotation, molecular function: structural molecule activity; protein binding. The transcript has 8 exons. The record is from RefSeq and is a predicted model, not a curated record.
GGAGGGGGUAAGUUGAGUUCGGGACUGCAGCCCGUCCGCUCCGCUCCCUCCUCCGCUGGUAUUCCAGGAAUGUGUUGAUCAUGGCGGCCGCUGUGAAGCCCGUGAAGAGCGGACUGCUGGAGCUCCGCGUUACCGUUCACCACUGGAUCCGCGUGCUAGCCACUCUCUGCGAGGACUCGUUCACCGUGAGCCCCGGAGAAACCGCCGAUGAGUCCGCGAACAGCUGCACGCCCGCGCCCGGCGGGGCUGUUAACGGGGAUCCGGCGAACCUCAGCGCCUCCCUGGUACCGGACACCAUCACGAACGUCAAACGAACCGUCCGAGUCACCAAACAAGAAGUUGGAGGACUCGGAAUAAGUAUUAAAGGUGGUAAGGAGAAUAAGAUGCCCAUCCUGAUCUCAAAGAUCUUCAAAGGACUUGCGGCGGACCAGACGGAGGCUCUUUACGUGGGCGAUGCGAUUCUGUCCGUGAACGGGUGCGACCUCAGGGAGGCCACUCAUGACGAGGCUGUUCAGGCCCUGAAGAAAACCGGCAAAGAGGUCAUUCUGGAAGUGAAGUAUAUUAAGGAGAUGUCAGCGUUUUUUAAGGGCGGAUCAUCAGCGGGACCUCCGGUGCUCGAUUCUCCUCCAGCCACCCCACAGAAACAGACGGACCCCGCCCUUAAAGAGACCCGGACCAUCCCGCUCCGAAUGUGCCAGGUGACACGCAAACAGUGUCCGCCUGACACAGAGGACAGGUAUUUUGAGGUGGUGUCGUCAGACAGGAAGAAGUGUGUGUUUCUGCGGGCUAAGGAUCACGCUAUGGCUCAGGCCUGGUAUAACGCCAUCCAGACCGGAAGUGCAGCGUUACUGAGCAGCGCCAAAACUGAGCUGAAAGCCCUGCAGCCGAGUCUGGAUGUCAUGCACAUCGGCUGGAUCAUCGAGCAGGGCUCAGAGCGACCAAUCCUGGCGGUGUUGACGGACAGAGAUCUGCUGCUGUACGGAUCCCUGCCCGACAGUAAAGAGACACUCAACAGCCCAGACAAGAGCUAUCCUUUAAUUACCACCAGGCUGGUUCAUUCUGGACCGGGUAAGAGUUCAUCGGUCCACGACUCGGAGCUGACAUUCGGCCUGCGUUUGGGCACUAAACAGGGUGUGGAGACGCAUCUGUUCAGAGUAGACACGGCCAAAGACCUGUCCACCUGGACGCACCUGCUGGUGGAGGGCUGCCACAGCGCCGCAGAGCUCGUGCAGGAGGUCACGACAGCGUGCAGCUGGAACGGGAAGUCUUGUAUGUUGAGCGUUCACAUAGACAAAGGCUUCUUGUUGUUCACGGAGGAGGCCGGCGUCAGGAGGAACGUCCUUCUCCAGCAGCCCUUCGAGCGUCUGCGUAUGUCCUCAGACGACGGCGUCCGCAUGAUGUUCCUCGACUUCGGAGGCCCAGAAGCUGAGAUCCAACUGGACCUUCACUCCUGCCCUAAAACCAUCGUCUUCAUCAUUCACUCUUUCCUGUCGGCCAAGGUCAAGCGGCUGGGGCUGUUGGCGUGACGACGGCGCUCGGAGACCCCGCCUCCACAGGACAAACGCCAUGACGACGGAAGUGACCGGUGGACCAGUGGACAUCAAGCCAAAUCUUCCAUCACAGACUGUCACGGGUCAGUGUUGAGACGCGGACGGCCCAGACCUGCAGCCAUUCAGAGAUGAUUUCACGCUGUUUUCCUCAUAGCGCCGACCUUUUAUUCAUUAUCAUUUUAUUGGUUUGUAUCUCAGCUAAACUUUAUGAAUGUUUAAAAAAGAAUCACAUAAUAAUAUGCUAUAAGAGCAGCAACAGAAACAAAACAAGAGAUUAAACUCUGUUCCAGAACCUACGUAGGCAGCUGUCUAUUAAGGGAGCAUCUAGUCUGAACUGAUUUAAGAUGUUUGAUAAGUGUGAAAAUAUGCAGAAAAAGUCAAAUAAAAUACAAUAAAAAAAUAAAUAAAUAUAUUUAAAAAAAUAAUACAAUUAAAUAAGGUAAAAUAAUAAAAUAAAUACAUUUAAAUAAAAUAAAAAAUAAAUAGUAAAUAAUACAUUUAAGUACUUUUAUUAUAGGUAAAUCAGUAAACUUGAUACUCCAGUGUUAUUUAAAAUAAUUUAUUUAGACUCAUCACCACCUUUUAUAGAUCCCCCCCCCCAUGCUUGUUGCAAUGCAUUAUGGGACUGCCUUUAACACAAGCAUACAAGUGAUUCUGUAUUCAAAUUUUCCCGACAGCCUUUCAGUGAUGCCUUAAAAGUGCUGUCUAAGAAGGCAGCUCACUAGGUUUUGGAACAGAGACUGUGAAAAACGCAGCUGCUCUGAUCAUGAAAAGGGCUUUAACGUUUGGCAGCUGAGAGCGUUUAAGAAAUAAGAUCUCAGAAUUCACCUUUCUAUGGUGAGAAAUAAGGGGUAUUUCUAAUUUGACUACCUUCUGACCUAUAAAUAUAACCUUUUAAGACACGUCGUCUUCCAGAAUAUCUGCUAUGAAUCUAUGCAUCUGUGAAGGGAGAGAAUCAACCGGCCAAACCCUUAUUAAAGGUACCGUUACUAUAUUCAUAUACUAUAUGGUAUAUGGCUUUUGUUUGGGAAAUAUGGUUAAGUGUCUUUCUCUUUGUGUUUCACAAGCCAAAACUACAAAUAAAACUCAAGUGAGAAUCAUAAUUCAGAUUAAGAUUUGGAUAAACCUUCACUAAAAGUGAAAAGUCUGUGUACUGAUUUUAAAUAACUGUGUUAUACUGACCUCUAAUGGGCGUAAUGAGCAUUACAAGCAGUAUGAGCUAAUCUCUCUGGCUGUGUUUACAAUGAUAUAUUAACAUACUGCAUACUAGUUUUACCAGUUUGGAUGUUAACAUGAUGCUAACUGAUGCAAUAAUGAACCUAAAAAUAAAAUUGUCCAUUGUAAUUAAAAUAAAAAAAAUAAUUACAGUAAAUUGGAUUCAAAAUAAUUAAAUUAAAUUAAAUUAAUCAGUAAACAUUUCAGUGUUUAAUUUAUUUUUUUUUGUAUAAUUUUUUUUAUAAUAAUUUCUCUCAACCAGAGCACUCUGCACUGAAUGCUCUAUCCCAUAAUGCAGUGCCAUUGACUUUCCAUUUGCAUGAUAAAUGCACCAUAAAUAUUAGUUGUGAUGUAUUAACAUACUGCAUACUAGAUUUACCAGUUUUGAUGUUAACAUGAUGCUAAAUGAUGCAAUAAACCUAAAAAUAAAAUAAAAUUGUAAUUAAAAUACUCUAUCCCACAAUGCAAUGGCCUUGACCUUCCAUUUGCAUGAUAAAUGCACCAUAAAUAAUAUUAGUUGUGAUGUAAAACAACUUUUUCUUGAAGCAUCAUUUGUUUAGAUGCCUAAAACUGACAUUUUUAGACGUGCUUGCAUUAAAAAUUCAUAAUAUUUUCUUGGAUAAGCAGAUGCUGAAAUAAACGUGUUUAUUGUUGCACAAUGCAUAUUGUGUUUACAACAGCAGGAAGUAUGCAGUAUGCUAGUGUUGCAUUGUAAACACAGCCUCUUUUAUGCAAUAUCAUCUUGUUUUGUUAUUUUUCUUUGUUUUUUACCUCCUCCUAUCUGAUUUAUGUGAGUAAUUAUGAAUUCCUCGUAGACGUCUUUCUGUUUUCACAUUUGUGCCGUUUGAGUUCUGCUCCAGCUGCAUCGUGACGGCGAUAUGCAAGUGUUUUCUGCUCAGAGACGGCCUUUUACAGGUGGAAAAUAUCCUUCAUGUGGCCUUUUUUAAAUUCUACUAAAUUUUAAUAUAUUAUAAUUCAACUAAACUAUAUUCGAACUAUGUUAGCUAUCGGAUGGAAAAUCAUAUUAUAUCCUUAUUUAAACAAAAGAGUGCCUUUUAGGGUUGUUUGUAUAUAAAAUUGCAAUAAAUAUAACUGUUGACUUGA